GAAGCUCGCUAUUCCUCGUCACCUCCUCCUCCUCCACCUCCUCCACUUCCUCCUCCACCUCCUCCACUUCCUCCUCCACCUCCUCCACUUCAUCCUCCACCUUCUCCACUUCCUCCUCCACCUCCUCCACUUCCUCCUCACCUCCUCCACUUCCUCCUCACCUCCUCCCGCACCUCCCCUCUCGGUGUGCCGCAAGAUUCUCAUCGCCAUGGCAGGCGACGUGCAGUACGACCGCAACUGCAACGCAUGCGAGUUUGUCGUGCGGAUCGGGUUCCCUAACACUUAG
Closterium sp. Yama58-4 is the source of this 286-nucleotide messenger RNA. Lineage: Eukaryota; Viridiplantae; Streptophyta; Zygnematophyceae; Desmidiales; Closteriaceae. The record is from the annotation of a GenBank genome assembly.